UUUGAGAAGAUGACAUCGGAAACGAAGUUCCUGCCAUCCGUCCUUAUCACCGGAUGCAGCGCGGGUGGAAUUGGCUCCGCCCUCGCUGAAGCAUUCCAUGAGCGUGGGCUGUACGUCUUCGCGACAGCACGUUCAUUAGACAAGAUGGCACAUCUAGAAAAACUCCCGAAUGUCACUCUGCUUGAACUGGAUGUGACUUGUGACGAGAGUAUUAAAGCGACCGUGGCGACUGUCGCUGUUCAGGCAGGGGGUAAACUGAACUACCUUGUUAACAACUCCGGUCAGUGUAUAGUCAUGCCUGCUCUUGAGACUAGCAUCGACAAAGCUAAGGAGCUCUUCGACGUCAAUCUCUGGGGCGUGAUAGCCGUCACGCAUGCAUUUGCACCGCUGUUGAUUGCAGCGAAGGGCACUAUCGUUAACAUCGCUUCCAUUGCUGCAUUCGCCCACUCCCCCUGGCUGAGCAUCUACAGCGCCUCCAAAUCCGCGUUGGAUACUUACUCCCACACUCUCCGUCUCGAAUUGGCCCCCUUCGGGGUCGAGGUCGUCACGGUAACUGCUGGGACGGUGAAGACUAAUAUUUACCGGGGUUUCCAGGAUAGCCCUCUUCCGGAGCACUCGAUGUACAAGGCUGCUGCGACGGAGAUCACAGAGUUGGCAAAUGGCGGCCUCGUUGCGGCCGCUAUGUUACCCUCCACGUUUGCCAGGAAGGUUGUCGGCGAUCUGCUCCGCGGUGCUUCUGGCACCAUCUGGAGGGGAACAUUUGCAACAAGCGUGUGGAUUCUUUCCUUCAUGCCUGCCUGGCUCGUGGUAUGUCUCUCUCCGACUUAG
Molecule: messenger RNA, 828 nt
Organism: Aspergillus bombycis
Lineage: Eukaryota; Fungi; Ascomycota; Eurotiomycetes; Eurotiales; Aspergillaceae
Product: SDR family oxidoreductase
Exons: 2
Biological process (GO): triglyceride catabolic process; phosphatidic acid biosynthetic process
Cellular component (GO): lipid droplet; endoplasmic reticulum
Molecular function (GO): triacylglycerol lipase activity; acylglycerone-phosphate reductase (NADP+) activity
Source: RefSeq, a predicted model, not a curated record